CCGUGGAAGUUCCGAAUCGUCGGGAGAAACCGAGAGGGUCUCCAACAACGGCAGUGAUAAGUCGAACAUUUUAUGUGCUAUUUUUAUUUAUUUUUUCGCUUCCAUUGGGAGGUUGCCAGCGAAAGGUCGAUGGUUGCCCGGUGCUAGCUAACAAAAAGCCGGAUAAAGAAAUGGAGUCGGGGCGCACACGGAAACAUAGAAACGACAAUGAUAACUUAGUUUUUCUCACGCCUAUGGUUAACAGCUGCAAGUUGCGCCCGAAGGUGGCCAAAGUACUGCCAGGAAGAGGCCAGCGAAUGGUCAAUUCUUAUGAUCCUUUCAAGGACACAGGUUUCAAUUUUACCGCAAGAAGUCCUCCUUACCCAGAUUCCCCAUCUUUCCAACUAGAGCCAUCACUUCGCGCCGCUAACUGCAGUUUGCCCUCAGUUCCUUUUGCGACAAACGAAGUACAAGACAAAUCUCACAGGCCAACUAACAGUGCGGGGUCCAGGUACUACGGCACUGCCCCUCACCCUAAGUCAGCAGGUGGCUCUGGGUCAUAUCAUUUCAAUGUCACCUCUGGUUUCCCCAUCAUUCACUUCCACUGGCACGAUGCAGCAUCCGGUCUUCAUCGAAUUGACAUGGACAGGCGCUGCCUUGAUGAGUGUCCGCAGCUGGGCGUCAUGGAUGACCUGCAAGUGCUCAACUUGCAGCACAACCUGAUCACCGAUAUCAGCCAGCUGUCACUCCUGAGGCAGCUCGUCGUUCUUAACUUGGACGACAACCACAUCACCGACAUGAACGGCAUCCAAACGCUCACCUCCCUCAGGAUACUCACUCUGGCCACAAACAGGAUCCAUCAAAUAUCCUGCUUGUACAACCUAUCCAAACUCCACAUCUUGGAUUUGCAUCACAAUCAGAUCAGCAAGAUGGAGAACCUGAGCCAUCUGACGGAGCUGCAGGUGUUGAACCUGGCUGAGAACAACAUCUCUCGAGUGGAGAAUCUCAUUGGCCUGGACUCUUUGAUGGAGCUCAACCUGCGACACAACUACAUCUGUUCUGUAGCCGAGGUGGACCUUCUGCCCCGCUUACGGCGCCUCUUUCUCAGCUGCAAUAAUAUCAGCAGUAUCCACCAGCUAGGCUGCUGCGGGGAGUCAAUCUCCCUUUCCGAGCUCACUCUGGAUGGGAACCCAGUAGCCCUGGAGACAUGGUACAAGCAGGCUGUCCUGCGCUGUGUGCUUCACCUCAGACAGCUGGACAUGAAGCGCAUCACGGACGAGGAUCGGCGCAUGGCCGGUGUGCAGGCUCGGAAGGAGGAGGAGAAGAAGAAAGAGAGUCACAAGCAGACCAUUCAUAAAGAGAAGCGCCGUCUUGCCAUCCGUAAUGCGGCGCACCAAUGGGAGGGCGUUGUCGCCGCCUGCUUGGAGCUUCCGUCGACAACAACAAAUGGUGCCAGAGAAGAAGUCAGCCCGGAGAACAGCCCCGCCCACUGCCCCACGCAGACCAACGGCCUGGCUCAGGAACCUUCGCCAGAUGAGCCACGACGGAUCAGUCCGGGUUUUGGACCUGAACGAGUGAGUGGUGGACCCGAGAGCCGAUUCCGCACCAACAGCCGUCCAAAUAGCCCUCGAGAUCCAAAACUCACCGAAGCAGGAAGCGUUACGAGCCUGUCGCUGUCCGACAAUCAUCUGGCCGAGCUGGACGGUGACACCCUGCGCUUGUUCGGCCUGGGCGCCCUGGACGUGCUGGAGAGAGGAUGGGGGGCACAGACGGCCAGCGCCGUCACCGUCAUCGCCUUCCGUUACAUCCAUUUUGACGCCAUUGUACCAAUGCUGCCCAGGAUCAGGGUCAAGUUUCCCAAUCUGGCGCAUCUUAUUUUCCUGGAAACCAACAUCAGCCGUCUGCUGCAGUUGGCUGCACUGGCUCAGGUUCGCCGUCUGGACCAGCUGACCAUCCACCCGCAGGGUAACCCAGUGGUGGGCCUCGCCCUGUGGCGCUCCUUCGUCAUCUACCGUCUCCACCACUUUAACCUGCAGAGAAUCAACAGCCAGGAGGUCACCAUGAAUGACGUCAUUGCUGCCGAGCGCAUCUUCGGUACGCUGGGCCACAUAGCGGCCACCGAGACACCGCAUUGCCGGCUGCUCUUGCUGCUGGAGGAGUCCAGGAAGCGGCAGCUGCAGUUCCUGUUGGAGGGGCGCGGCCGGCGUACCGGGCUGAGCCCGGAGGAGCUGCGGGACAACGGGAAGCUGGUGGGCGAAGGCCUUAGCCGAGCGCUCUUCAACUACCCCAGCCGGGACGGCAGCACGGACAGCCCGGAGGAGAGCACCACGGAGGCCUCGGAGCGCGCCGCCACUGUGGACCUCUACCUUCAGGAUCUGGUGCGCCAGGCAUCCGAGACCAAUGUGAAGGGCGAGGCCCUGCACUGCCUGUGGCCCGCCAUGUUCGCAGAAAUGGUUCGCGACUGCGUGCUGGAGAUGAGCGACCGAGCGGCCUUCCGCCAAGCCAGCCUUGCCAAGCUGUCCAAGUGAAUGAGGACAGCAUCUCGAGCAGUCACCACACAUACACACGCGCCCACGUCUGGACGUUUUCACAAGCACCUUCUCCACGUGGACCACUUUAAGGACUUGUUGAUUGAAUGUAGUUGGGACAGCUUUGAAAUGACCAUAAUCUGUUUUGAAUGACCUUUGCCAUGUCUUAAACCUCAUAUAUGUUCAUCCCUCGUGUGUCUUGCCUGAUAAAAGAUGGAAGGUCACAAAUCAAGAUUUUGUUUUACAAACACUGGAUUCCUCUAUUGUACUGUAUUAAAAAGAUUCUCUAUUAACACA
Messenger RNA from Hippocampus zosterae (dwarf seahorse), 2804 nucleotides. RefSeq names its product leucine-rich repeat-containing protein 49. The coding region runs from base 171 to 2507 and encodes 778 amino acids. NCBI's taxonomy places the organism in Eukaryota, Metazoa, Chordata, Actinopteri, Syngnathiformes, Syngnathidae. Gene Ontology annotation, molecular function: protein binding. The transcript has 18 exons. The record is from RefSeq and is a predicted model, not a curated record.